AUGAGAGAUACAACAUGGCGCUGUCAUUUUUUGGUGAUUGGGUUGGAAGUUGUUUGAAGUAUCAACCAAGAAACGUACAGAUAUAUAAAUUCCUAGUUAACAGUGGGUUGCAUAAGGAUCUGUUCACACGUUCUUUAAGGGUUGGAGUGUUGUCAUGUUGUGAGGCAGACUCUGAAGUGGAAGCCAAAAAACAUGUUCCCUCAGUAGAACAUACCACUGUUAUUCCUGUAGAAACUAGUAUGAAAUAUUUGAAAAGUGAAGCAUACAAAGAAACAUAUGGUAACAAACCUGUGUGGAGUCAAUAUAGAAGGAAUCACAAAGGUGCUAUCCCCCCUCUAAAGACAAGAAAAACAUGCAUUAGGGGUGGUAAAAUUUCUACAGGUAACCCAUGUCCAAUCUGCAGGGAUGAGUAUUUGGUAUUGCAUCAUGAGAAUGUGGACUUACUAAAUCAGUUCAUUUCACCACACACUGGAGAAAUUCUGAGCUAUUCAAAAACUGGACUGUGUCAGAAGCGUCACAUGGAGCUGCUGGUGGCAAUAGAAAAGGCAAAGGACUAUGGUUUCAUAACUUUUGAUGUUCCUUUUCGUAAAUAUGACUAUUCAUUAUAUUACAAAUCCUAAGUAACAAACUCAUAGUUAUUGUUAAUUCAAACGCUAGGACC
This is a messenger RNA of Cryptotermes secundus, 661 nucleotides long. RefSeq names its product 28S ribosomal protein S18b, mitochondrial (gene mRpS18B). The record is from RefSeq and is a predicted model, not a curated record. Gene Ontology annotation, biological process: mitochondrial translation. Gene Ontology annotation, cellular component: mitochondrion; ribosome. Gene Ontology annotation, molecular function: structural constituent of ribosome. The coding region runs from base 15 to 620 and encodes 201 amino acids. NCBI's taxonomy places the organism in Eukaryota, Metazoa, Arthropoda, Insecta, Blattodea, Kalotermitidae. The transcript has 5 exons.